This is a messenger RNA of Blastocystis hominis, 459 nucleotides long. RefSeq lists its product as hypothetical. The transcript has 4 exons. Gene Ontology annotation, cellular component: endoplasmic reticulum-Golgi intermediate compartment; Golgi apparatus; endoplasmic reticulum. NCBI's taxonomy places the organism in Eukaryota, Bigyra, Opalinata, Blastocystidae. The record is from RefSeq and is a predicted model, not a curated record. The coding region runs from base 1 to 459 and encodes 152 amino acids. Gene Ontology annotation, biological process: Golgi organization; endoplasmic reticulum to Golgi vesicle-mediated transport; intracellular protein transport.
AUGUAUGUCGUGACUCCCCUCGGAGCCAGGUUCAUGGAAACGAACGCCAAGGACUCUGGAAAGCUUGUUUUUACCCCUUACGAAAGUGGAAUGUACAAGAUCUGUGUGGAGCUAUCUCGCAAGCUUCCAGACGAGUUCUGGGAAUAUGGCAACCCUCUGAGAUUCUACUUCACCGUGGAACAUGGCAUCCAGCAAGUGAACACGACGAAACUCGCGAAAGUGGAAGACAUCAACGAGGUGGAUAAAACGAUCAACUCGCUGGUCACGGUGCUGAAGGAGAUGACGCAGGAGCUGAAGUAUCAGAAUGCGAAGGAAAAAGAAAUGCGAGACGAAGACGAUAGCGAUAACCGAAUGAUUUUUGUGUGGAGUAUGUUGGAGGCGUUGGUGAUGGUGGUCGUGGCGAUUGUGCAGGUCCGGUCGAUUCGAAGCUAUUUGAAGCAGAAGAUGAUUAUUAUGUAA